Molecule: messenger RNA, 2177 nt
Organism: Gadus morhua (Atlantic cod)
Lineage: Eukaryota; Metazoa; Chordata; Actinopteri; Gadiformes; Gadidae
Product: motor neuron and pancreas homeobox protein 1
Exons: 3
Coding region: 183-1145 (320 amino acids)
Biological process (GO): regulation of DNA-templated transcription; spinal cord motor neuron cell fate specification; central nervous system development
Cellular component (GO): nucleus
Molecular function (GO): sequence-specific double-stranded DNA binding; DNA-binding transcription factor activity, RNA polymerase II-specific
Source: RefSeq, a predicted model, not a curated record
AGCGCAGAGCUGGAGACAUGACGGCCAGUAGGGAGGAGAGGCGACACAGAUAGAAGGACAGCAGCAUUGGUCGUUGAGCUUGAUGCUUUUCAUUCCAUUCAAUAUGACAUGAAAUGCUGCACACUGAGGUUUAUAGUGGGAUAAUCAUCAUUUAAUUUGGAGACUUUUAAAGUAGCAGAGAAAUGAAGACGAGCAUUGGAAAAUCACAAAACUUUGGCAUCGACGCGCUCCUGGCCCCCCCGCCGGACCGGGACGAAGUGUCCUCGGGGUCGUACGGCCAGAGUCCCGGGGACAGCCCGGGGUCCUGCCCCGGCUCCGAGACCCCCUCCCCUCGGCGGACUCCGAAUCACCACGCUCACAUCACCGCGAAUCUGCUCUCUAAAUGCCCGCUCCUCAGCUACUCCCAGUCGGGGUUUCCAACGAUGUCCCCGUCGGUUCAUCCCGGAUUGUACCCGGGCUCCAUGUACCACCUGGCCGCCCUGGGGGGCCAGCACCCCGCCUUCUUAUACCCGGGCUUCCCCCAUCUGGUCCAGCCUUGCCCGGAGCAGUUUAAAGGGUCGGGUCUGACCGGGUCACCCCAGCUGGAGUCGUGGAUCAGAACUGGGAUGUUACCCAGAUUUGGAGAUUAUGCAGCGUCCUCGCAAGCGGGGCUCCUGGGGAAGUGUCGAAGGCCCCGCACCGCCUUCAGCAGCCAGCAGCUGCUGGAGCUGGAGAACCAAUUCAAGCUCAACAAGUACCUGUCCCGGCCUAAGAGGUUCGAAGUGGCCACCUCGCUGAUGCUCACGGAGACCCAGGUGAAGAUCUGGUUCCAGAACCGUCGAAUGAAGUGGAAGAGGAGCCGCAAAGCCAAGGAGCAGAACGUCCCUGGGACGGGGAGCCCCGGGGCCGGGCGGGACCAGGCAAGGCCCGGGACUGGGAGCCCCGGGGGCGGGCAGAACCAGGCCCGGCCGCGGGACAGAAGCCACAGCUCCGGCCUGGAAGACGAGGAAGAGCUGGAGAGGGAGCAGGACGACUACGAAGAUGAGGAUGAUGAGGAUGAUAAUGAGAGUGACGAAGAAGAGAUCGAAUUGAUGAACCGCGGGCCGAGCACUUCGGGGGCCGCUGGCCUCCGGAAGAACAGUGGGGGAGGGAGGGAGGUACGAUGAGAAGAGGAAGAGGAGGGGUCCGGGAUGAAGAAUAGGCUUUGUCUAUCGAGUGAAGGAUUGGCAGUUUUAUUUGAAGGUCCUUUCAUUCUUCUUCAGAUGAUCACAAGUAACUCAUUGAUUCAUUACCAACGGAUCAGAUGCCUUGUUGGACCUAUUUAUGAUCCCUUAUUUCCACCCUGGCUUUGAUAGACAUUGGGCCAGACCGGUUCUUAAUUCCUGGAGCCUCGGUUUUAUUUUUAUAUCCCAGGUAAACCAGGCUAAAGAGCAAUGGGCAUCUGACGUUCAGGAGCCUGCGUUUGGAAGGAGAAUAAUUGAGGAGAAGUGACAGAUAUUUUAUAAAAGGCGUAUUACCAUUACCCGUACCCUGAGCCAUCGGUCACUCUUGCUUGAAACAAUGCAAUGUAUGAAUGAAAGGAUUUGGGUAGGAAAUGGCCUCCAAAUGUAGCGAAGGACCAUGUAGGCCUGCCUGGAUCUUGCGUGUUUAAUGAAAUAAAAGCAGAUAUGGCUCUUGUGUAUGGAGGAUAGGAUACUGGGAUGAUAUUGUAAGUAGUGUACUGUUACAGUUUUUUAAUGGUCAGUUACAAAUACUUAAAAUGUAAACAAAAUUAAAAUAUACCAUCCCUUUCAUUUCUUUUUGAAGUUAACGGGUUAGGGCUAACCCUUUUAAGUUAAAAAUGUAUAUCUAAUACACGCAAGAAAGAUUAACCCAAAUCUGCAAUGUAUGUGACUUAAAAAAAAAGUGUGAUGUUGUAAAUGUUCAUUUAAUACCAUAUAUAUCUUAAUGUAAAUCUUUUGCCAGUAGCCAGUAGUCAGUCUGAGCCAUUAUACUUUAAAAUUCCUAUUUUGAAAACAAUUUCCUGUGAAUUACUGCAGUUAAUGUGUAACCUAGUGUAUCCCCAUGUUUUGUACCUCAUCUUAAUAUUAUAUGAUUGUUAUUUAAUUUACGAAAAUCUAGAGCCUAAUAUAUUUUACUCUAAAAGCAUCAGCAGUUCUUUGAUUUUGAUGAAAAUUAAAUUGAUGAAAAUAAAUGUA